UACCCGUCCACAUUUGACCAAACAUACGGAUCUCAGUCCGAGAGAAAUUGACCAUGCACGACGGGGCUCAAGGUGGCAGAUAUGGAUAAUACGGUAUCGGAGCAGUUGCGGUCAUGAAGGUAGUUGUAUCGGCUUCCACCAAAGUGGGAUUGAAAUGAGUUGGUGAGACUACGAAGCUUUUGUUUAAGUCAAGAACAGUUCUCUUCAAUCUCUACCUCUGUUCCUCCUCCAAAUCUUUCUCAAAUCCUCUCAUCCCAACAUCUCUUUCAACACUGCUAUAGGGAAUUAAUAUCUCAAUCAUACAUCAGCCAUGCCAGUACCAUCAUUUGAGCGUACGUUGUUCUAUAGUUCCAGCCAAGCACUCGUGUCAACAUGCAGACUGAUAUGCUCUUUUUCCUAGGUCUUGUACGAUUCGUACCUCAAGCGUCUGAGGAGGUACUCAUAGGUCAACCAGUAGACUUGGAGCUCGAUGUGGGAGCUGCAAUCAUUGCAGGAAAAGAGGUGAAAAUUGAUGUAUACAGCGGAUCAUCAGUAUUAGAACCAGGCACUCCGACUGGAACAAUCAAAGAAAUACGAAAGCUUCUAUCUCCCCUCGCAGAGUCCGAAGUUGGCACAAUUCGAUGUAUCGGAUUAAAUGUAAGAUACCACUUCUGUGGAGGGGUUAUGUGGCAUUGAUUAAUUAUUGCACAGUACGUUCAACAUGCGCACGAAGUUAAAAUGGCCAUCCCAGAUCUACCGACUGUCUUCAUGAAACCUUCGACAUCUCUCGCAGAUCCAUAUCCUUCUCCGACAGUUAUCCCAAAAUUUUCGCUGAAAGAUGAUUGCUGUGAUUACGAAUCUGAGUUGGUAAUUGUGAUUGGGGAGAAAUGCAAGGACGUCAGCGAGGCAGACGCACUAAAAUAUGUUUUGGGAUAUACCGCGGCGAAUGAUGUUAGUAGUCGCGCAAGUCAAUUUGCACAAAGUCAAUGGUGCUUCAGUAAAAGUUUUGACGGAGCUUGUCCAAUUGGUUUGUCUUCUCAGAGGAAUUGAGUAAUUUAAGUUAACAAAAUCCUAGGUCCGGUAUUGGUGUCAACGAAGCUCAUCCCAGACCCAUCGAAACUUCGAGUGAGAGGUCUAAAGAAUGGAAAAGUUAUGCAAGAUUGCGGAACAGAGUAUGAAAUAUUCCAUCCCAUUUUAAGCAGUAAACUGACCAAAAACAGCGAUCUGAUCUUCCCGGUUGCAAAAAUUGUUUCCUUCCUCUCGCAGGGUACUACAAUGCUGCCAGGUACCAUUAUUUUGACCGGUACACCCGCAGGUGUUGGUAAUAGCUUCACACCAAAGGAAUAUUUGAGGGAAGGAGAUACAUUCUCCGUUGAGAUUUUACCACAUAUUGGAACUAUGAUGACCAAGUUUGAAGAUCAAAAGUAAAUCGAGAUUGACAGCACUAGGCGGUUUAUCAAUGUCCAAUAUGGCAGCAAUUAUCAAUUGCACAAAAACAAUCACUUUCGUCCGGUAGUAAGCUUCCAUUCGUUCACUCAAGUGG
Molecule: messenger RNA, 1522 nt
Organism: Sclerotinia trifoliorum
Lineage: Eukaryota; Fungi; Ascomycota; Leotiomycetes; Helotiales; Sclerotiniaceae
Source: the annotation of a GenBank genome assembly